This is a messenger RNA of Dichomitus squalens LYAD-421 SS1, 801 nucleotides long. RefSeq lists its product as uncharacterized. Bases 1 to 801 code for a protein of 266 amino acids. The record is from RefSeq and is a predicted model, not a curated record. The transcript has 3 exons. Gene Ontology annotation, molecular function: oxidoreductase activity, acting on the CH-CH group of donors. NCBI's taxonomy places the organism in Eukaryota, Fungi, Basidiomycota, Agaricomycetes, Polyporales, Polyporaceae.
AUGACGUUCCCAACCCAGCAGUUGGCUGUGCUCUAUGCAGUCGCGGCGGGUACAAUCCUCGACGUGUGGUACCGCUCUGUAACCCUAUUGUUGGCAGAUCAAUCUGUGGACGACCGCGUCAAGCACGGCAUGGCCGUGGUGGUGAAAGCGACGGUAGCCCGUCAAGCUAUCGCGUACACCCAAGAGAUGGCCGAGCGCUGCGGGGCCCAGGGCACAUUCGAGAAUAACUUCAUGGCCCGCUUCGAGUCCGACGUUCGGGGGGUCAUUAUAGCUGAAGGGGACGUCCUCGUGCUCUGCAUCCGGCUCUUCUCCGAGCUUCUCCUCGGGAGAUACGCCCUUCCCUGCCCCCCCUCCACCGACUCCCCCAUCUCCCGUCUGGCACACGCCAUCAUGGACAAGCACGCCAAGGGGCUGGCCGCACUUCCGGGAGGGCACCGCUCUGCCGACGCAGAGUACUACAUCCUCCCCCAAGCCGAGAGUGCGGUCAUUGCGCUUGGCCAUGCGAUGGCAUACGCCGCGGCCCGCGACUCUGGGCGUGUCCCCCAGCCCCUACUUGCGCUCUACGAGGCGAGCGUGAUGCGGGCGUAUUCUGCGUGGUUCUCUGAGGAUUUGGGUGUGCCCCUCGCGCAGCAGCGGCAGCAGGAGACGGAUGCUCUCCGCGCUGCACUUCCAGACCUGCCGCGUUUUGCGCAGGAGCUGGGGGUGAGCGACUACGUCCGUGCGUCCAUUCUCGACGACGAGACGUGGGAGCGGUCCGUGCGACAGAUGACGGCGAACGAGAUCCCCGACCACAAGUUCUAG